Strongylocentrotus purpuratus (purple sea urchin) is the source of this 5200-nucleotide messenger RNA. RefSeq names its product serine/threonine-protein kinase 31. NCBI's taxonomy places the organism in Eukaryota, Metazoa, Echinodermata, Echinoidea, Camarodonta, Strongylocentrotidae. Gene Ontology annotation, biological process: protein phosphorylation. The transcript has 28 exons. Gene Ontology annotation, molecular function: RNA binding; protein kinase activity; ATP binding. The record is from RefSeq and is a predicted model, not a curated record. The coding region runs from base 80 to 4081 and encodes 1333 amino acids.
CCCACCCUCGAGCUCUGGCGUUAAACACACUGCGGAUCAUGUACGGUUUGACUGAGUAGAUUCUAGAGAACUCAACACCAUGACAAGUAAAGGUAGCAAUUUCAGCAUCUAUGUUGGGAACCUCCCGAUGACAUUUACGGACAAUGAUUUUCAACAGUUGUUUGGUGAGAUGGGUCCCAUCUCGUCAUUAUUCUUGAAAGAUGGGAAAUCCAAGGAUGGAACACAAACGUUUAAAUAUGGGUUUGUGAACUUUGAAGAAAGUUCGUCUGUAGAUGUUGCUAUAUCAUCAUGCCAGGGUAAACUCAUAAUGGGACGAGUACUGACUGUCCGGAAGUCAGAAAAGAGCAAAAACCGAAGUCUGUUAGGAAAUACAGGACGUCCAAACCCAAACUGGAAUGAUGGUGCUCAUCAGAAUAAUAGAGGAUCAGAGGAUAUAAAGAAACUCCAGGGAUAUGAGGAGAUGGUGAGCAUCACCCACGUUGUAGAUCCACACACCCUGUACGUCCAGGCACUCAACAGAGACAACCUAGAGAAGUUCUCUGUCGUCAUGGCAAAGCUCCAGGACUACUGUAACUCUGCACCAAGGCUACAUGAGCUUCACCAGGAUAGAAUCAAGAUCUAUGGUGCAAUUUUCAAGGAUGAUGAAGCGUGGUAUCGCUGCAGAGUGCUAAAUCAUCAUCAGAACAAGGCCGAGGUGUUAUACAUAGACUAUGGGAACAGUGCUGAGGUGGAUAUUAAUACUAUGGUCCAUCUCUCUGAUGAGCUAGCAAGCAUCGGUCCUAUCGCUCAGAAGAUCAGGAUCAUCGGUGUAGCUCCAGUGUUGAAAGAUUCUUCAUCUGAUGCUGCUAGCCAGGCCUAUACAUUCCUUGGAACUCUUGAAGCGGAGGGAGGUGAUGGGAAGCAACUGAAGAUCAUCAUCGCAGAAGGCAUCAAACCCCAAGAAGAUGGCUCCCUACCUGUACAGCUCUUCCACAACCACGUCAAUGUAGCACAGACAAUCAACAAGAGGUUUGCUCCAGGCUACCAAGAGAAGAUGAUCCAGACAAGCUCCUCCAGGCCUCCUCUUAAGACAGGUGGUAGUGGUGGAGGAGCUGGGAACCAGUGGAAGAACAAGGAACUGCAAGGAGGGGGUGGAGAUGUAAAUGGCAUCAAUGGACACAAGACACACCACCAUAACAACAAAGAUAUGAGUGACUUGAUGAAGAGAUUGGAGAACUUGGAAGGUGUCAUGGAACAACUCAAGGAUGAUAAAUUCAUCUUACAGAAACAACUACUACAUCACAAGACCGAGGAGGAGAAGAAGAAAGAGGAAGAAUCCAAGAAGAUGAGUUGUGUUCUCCAGUCCCAUCUAACACCUCUAGCUGAGAGCUUUCAGAGGAUCAAAGAGGCCAGGACUGGUUUCUCAGUUGAUCCCGAGAAUAAGAACACCGUCCUGCUCGCCAUUGAUCUUGCUGCUAAGAGACUGCAUCCAUUCAUGGAGGGUAGUCCUACCAAAGAGAAGGGUGAUCUGAUCAGUCUCAUCCCGGACUCAGAACCAGUCGGUAUAAAGCUCCAGGAACUAGAGAGAAUGCAGCAGGUCUUACAAAACCUACAGUCUCAGGCUGAGUUGGCGGAUGCAAUGCUUCAACGGAAUGAUGCCCGUCAUGAGGCCUAUAAGGCUCUCACUAGCUUCUUGGAUGAUGUCAAGAAGUUACCCAUUGCCAAAAGACUAAAAGAUAUUGAGAGUAUGGUGAACCAGUUAGAGUCCGAGUAUGGAUCUUACCUGGACCCAACCAAAGUGAUGCAGCCAGACCAUAGUGUAGCAGACGUAGAAUGCUUUGAUGAAUACCAAGCAUGGCUGGAAGAAAGAUCUGGUAAGAUUACCCCUCUACGUGAUGAGACCAAUGAGCUGAGGAUGAAAUGGUGUGAGCUACUCACCAACAUGAACAAGUCUUUCCUGUUUGAUGAUAUCUGCUCACCAUCUCUGGAAUCUACCGAUAAGCUAAGGGAUGACUUCCUGGUUGCUAUGGAAACUGAGCUAACAUUCACUCUCCAUGGUUACACGCCAUCCAUUGAGCUGGAUGAUAGCACUGCAUUGCAGACCAAACAGGAGCAAGAUGUGAGAGAAGUGGAGGUAGUCUCGUCCACCGUGCAUGCCCUGGUCAAGGCCCUCGUCAAAGAGAAACAGACGUUGGCAAGCCUGGCUCAGGUGUGUGAUAACUUCACCACGAUGGCCGCUCAGCUCAAUCCCUGGCUGAACAACAGACCUGAUGUAUCGUGUCUACAGACUAUCAUGAAGGAGGUCAAAGGUCAUAGGUCAAGACUCAGGCACAAACUCGCUGAUAAGAAAGACCUGGAAGAGGAUACCGAGCAGUGUAAUGAGAAGUGUAUGGAAGAGCUACAGGAUGAGAUACAUACCAUUCAGGGGAAGCUGUGGACGCUCUACCAGAAGGAAGAUGCAUUACUGAGGGAACUUUCUGAGCUGACAGCAAAUCAUUACCCCGAGCUGCCAUUCCUGUACCCAGUCAUAGGCAUCAGCAAGUUCUUGGAAACCAAUGGACUAGUCAAAGAUGGUCGUGACCUCACGCACUUUGACCUUUCACCUGUACCAGACUGUAAGAAGACGACCGUGAAGCUUGCCAAAGCUAAUGGAAAGCCUGUCAGCGUCAUCAAGGUGAUCCACCUGCCUGACAAGCACACUCUAGAUAAGAUGAUAGCCUACUCUGUGAUUGAAGUCCCAGCCUGCAUGAAACUCCAUGCCGUCUAUCCAGAGAGUGACGGCUCUCAGCUCUUCCUUCAGUUACCAUACAUGGGACUAGGAAACCUAGAGUCUGCUGUUAAAGAAGAUGGACUGCUCAGCAGAACAGAUGUGAUCAAUGUCUGCAGGAAUGUCUUAAUGGCAUUAGAGGGACUUCACCGACUAGGUCUGGUUCAUGGAGGAGUACAUCCAAGGAACGUCCUCUUAGAGCAAAGAAUGGAAGGCAAGGAGGAGGGGGAGGAGGAGUCUUGUAUCAUUGCCAACCUGGCUGAAUUCGACUUCACUAUGACAACUAGUGAGACAGCUCUGAAAGGAUUCACCUCUGAGACAGGAAUGCGUUUCACUGCUCCAGAGGUUAACUGUGGACUUCAAGCGACAUCACAAGCUGAUAUAUUUGCUUGUGGACUCCUCCUUCUUUGGGCCCUUUUCCCAACCAGAGUCUUCAAAGUUGAGCCAGACGGCACGCCAGACCUGGAAGGCUGCAAUCUACCGCCCUCUCUGACGGAGGUUCUAGAUUCCAUGCUGAAUUACAGCCCUUCCAAACGACCCUCUGCUGCCCGCGUCAUGGAGUCUGCAUUCUUCACCAAUCCUCCAGAGUUUGCCGAAGAGACGGUGACGCCGAUGGAGGUGGCAGCGGUUGAUGGAGGAGAUGUGUCUCUGAAUGAGAGUUCUCUGUGUGAUAUCCCAGAAGGAGAGGAGAAUAAGCUUGAUGUUAGUGCACCAGGAGAUCUUCAGAUGGAGCAUUCACAACAGACAACACCUGUUGAUGUUUCCCUGAAGACACCACCAGCGUCUCCUGUCAAGGAAUCCAUGACAGAAAAGAAAGGCCAGGACUCACCAGGACACAUAGUCCAGGACUCACCAAGACAAGUCCAGGACUCGCCAGGACACGUAGUCCAAGACUCGCCUAGACACGUUCAGCAGUCACCAGGAGGUGUAGCUCAGAACUCACCAGGACGGGUAGUCCAAGGCUCACCAGGACACGAAGUCCACGACUCGCCGAGACAGGUAGUCCAGGACUCGCCGGGACUUGUGGUUCAGCAUUCACCAGGAUGUGAGCAGACCCACGAUGAGACCCCUAUGGAUCAGGGAGAGGAGCAACGAGCAGAGAAACCUGAGGCGGUAGUCCAGGAAGUCAGUCAGUUCACCCUGGAACCUGCUCACAAAGUUGAAGAAGAAGCUGGUGAAGAGGCUUCAGACUGUGAUAGUGAGCCUCCUCCUCUUGAAGAUGAUGAGGUCAUCAACCAUGUACCAACACUGGUAGAGAGAAGCAUGCCUUCAGAAGAACCAGUUGGAGUCACCAAUGCUCGAGAAGAGGCUGAUGAUAAUAGCUCUCCAGUGUGAGGGCUGAUGCUAUCUCCUUAUCCCAAGUUUCAACUAAGCAUCCAAAAAUUGGUCAAAAUCCUAGCAGGAAUUGUUUUAUAUUACAGUUGUUUUACGUUCUAGAAUUUUUCAUAAUAAGAGAAACACCUUGUUUUAUCUAGAGUUCAUUUUAGUAUUGAACCAAAAAGUAAAGGUAUAACCAUUCGUUCAAAAGCCAAAAAGGGCUUGUGAUCAUGGAAAGUUACUUUAUUUUUAUCAGUAGAUAUAUACUUUGUUUUUAUACAUUGACAGGCUGACUUGUUACGGACAUGUAUAUUAUGUAGAAACUCAAAACAGUUUAUAGGUUAACAAUGACUUCAGGAAUUAUGAAAUGUGUGAAGCCAGUUGGUUAUGUUACUCAAAGAUAUGUCACUAAUGAUUUAUUAUCGCUCGCUUUCUUUACCUCAAAACUCAACAUUUUGAUCAAGAGCAAAUUUGCUUGAAAAUGUUAUGAAUUAAUCAUGAUAAGUUAGUUUUGAUUUCAACUCAAAAUGUUUGCCUUUAGUUUAUAAGCAGCUGAUUUGACAAAGUAUUAUUCAAGUUGUUGCGAACAGUAUUCCUUGCCAACUAGUAUUAGCUUUUCUCCCCAUGAUGAUGUUGGGCAGAAAUUCCAUUUUUAUGUUUGCCAAGGAGAGGGCCUUGUUUAUACCUCUUUCAGAUGUGCCAAAGAUACAAAGCUGCAAGCUUAUGAUUCUGUAUUCAUUUGUUGUUUUUGAUAUGUGAUAUGAAGAUGGGGAAACGUUUUCUUUCUCAGAUGUUUAUGUUUAGAUUGCCAACAAGCGGCCAUUCUCGUACCUCUUUCAAAAUGUGCCAAAGGUUUUACACAUACAGACAUAUGGUUCUGUAAUGGAGUGUGUGAUGUAUUAUAUUGAUGGAUGAUCAGGUAGAGUUGCUUCCAUUCCAUGAAUUCUAUAGAGAAGAGGUACCAAUAAGUUUCUAGUUGUACAUCUAUGAAUGACGCCUAUACCGAAUACCGAGUUUUAGCUAUAGAAUAUUAAGAAGCUGAUGACGGUGGCUCUUCUUUGCAAGUGAUGGGGUCGCCUUGCCUCUUUCCAUUUCUGUUAGAGGCAGAUUGUAUUGAUUUAUGUGACAUUUGAGUCA